CUGCGUUGCUUGAGAAAGGAGGAAGAGGAGGAUUAUACGAUGGCGCCUGAUAGGGGACGGUCUCUUGGCGAGACCACAGAGGCGGACAGAAUGCUGGACCACGACGAGCACCAGGCGCUCCACUACGAAACGAGUCGCAGCAUUGCUCAAGAGCCCAUCGGCCACGAGCCAGACCCAGAGUUCCUCGAGAAGAUGAGCGAGCAGCCGCAGUUUACAAUACGGUCUCUGCUUGUUGGUUCAAUUAUCGGCAUCCUGAUUGCUUUCUCCAACACAUACUUUGGCCUACAGACGGGUUGGAUAUCUGGUAUGGCCAUGCCGAGCGCACUCAUUGGCUUCGCAUACUUCAAGGGCCUGCGAACAUUGUCGCGAUCGCUUGGAGGCGCCUUUGAGCGUAUGGGACUUGGCCAAGGCUUUAGCGAAGUAGAGAAUGUGUUGGUCCAGACUGUAGCCGGCUCGGUCGGAACGAUGCCGCUGGGUUGCGGUUUUGUCGGCGUUGUGCCUGCGCUAGAAUUCUUGCUCAAGCCAUCCGAGACUCCGCAAGAAGAGCAGUUCGCGUUGACUGUGCCAGACCCACCGAGAGAGAUGACGGGCAUCCGUCUGCCUCUGGAGAAGCUGAUCCUGUGGGCUCUUGGACUCUGCUUCUUCGGAGUCGUCUUUGCUGUACCACUCCGCAAAGAGGUCAUUAUACGCGAGAAACUCAAGUUUCCCUCAGGUACAGCGACUGCCCUAAUGAUAGGGGUUUUGCACGGCGGAGAGAAGACUGGUGCGGAAGGCGACAUCGAGCAGCAUGCUCUUCGUCAGAGAAAAAGAUCAAAGAGAACGACUGGUGGAGAUGAUGGAGAGAGUGCAGCCCUCAUGGGCAAUGCCGCUUCUACAUCUGGACAAUAUGAUGAGGACGGUGAGCCACUUCGACGGCGCGACAGCACUAAGUUGAAGAAGGAUUGGAUCAAGCAAAUUCGGCUCUUGACCACAUCCUUUGGCAUAUCAGGGGCAUAUCUACACUCGAUUCCAUUGCUUGGUCUACCCAUGUCUAGGAAGUGGGUGUGGAACCUGAAUCCCAGUCCUGCAUACGUUGGACAAGGCAUCAUAAUGGGACCCGCGACGACAAUACAUAUGCUGCUUGGUGCCCUGUUAGGUUGGGCAGUGCUGUCGCCUCUUGCCAAAUACAAAGGCUGGGCGUCUGGCCCUGUAGAUGAUUGGAACACUGGAUCGAAAGGCUGGAUCGUGUGGGUGAGCUUGGCUAUCAUGCUUGCAGAUGCGAUAGUGUCGCUCGGCUGGCUCGUCCUUCGCCCCACUAUAUGGUAUUCUCGUGCCUAUGGGCCCGACCUCAUCAAAGGCUUGCGUGAGAAAGGUCUUCAGCGUUGUCUUCGUGACCUCGCUCAUCCGACCAUGCGCGGCUACAGUCCUGUGAAUCUAGAAGACGAUCCAGUCGGGACCAAAUCGCGGGAAGCAUUCGAAGAGCAGGAAUAUGAUGCACCGCCGGAACAUCAAAUCGGCGUAAAGACAACCCUGAUAGGUCUGGUCCUGACAUUAGGUUUGUGCAUCUUCGCGACCCAAUACACAUUUGCGGGGAUUAUAAGCAUCAAUUUGACUGUUCUGGCACUUCUACUAGCACUCGUACUCAGUAUAAUGGCCGUUCGUGCCCUAGGAGAAACCGACCUGAACCCUGUCUCUGGAAUCAGCAAGCUCACUCAGCUCGUUUUCGCCGCAGUCGUACCCGCCGGCAGCAAGAAUGCCGUGACCAUCAACCUCAUCGCCGGAGGCAUAAGCGAAGCCGGCGCUCUACAAGCCGGAGACUUACUCCAAGACCUCAAAUGCGGUCACUUACUCGGCGCAAGCCCCAAAGCACAAUUCUGGGGCCAGCUCAUCGGCUCGGGCGUAGGAGCUAUCGUAUCCGCCUGUGUCUACAGACUGUACACAAACGUCUACCAAAUUCCAGGCGGUCUCUUCCAAGUCCCCACAGCCUUCGUAUGGGUCUUCACAGCUCGGCUCGUCACAGGUCAAGGUCUCCCUCCCAAGACUGCGGAAUUCGCGGCUGCCGCCGCUGCUAUUUGGGCUGUGCUUACUGCUGUGAGAAUUUAUGGACAGAGUAAGAAGGCGAAAUGGGUGCCUUAUAUUCCUGGAGGAAUUGCAGUGGCGGUGGGUAUGUAUAACACGCCGUCCUUUACCCUCGCGAGGACGGUUGGUGGGUUGAUGGCUUGGUAUUGGACUGUUUGGAAGAAGAGGGAGGAAACUCCUAUGAUUGUGCUUGCUAGUGGACUCAUUCUGGGAGAGGGACUGAUGAGUAUUGUCAAUCUUGGAUUGGCGAGUGCGAAGGUGCCGCACUUGUGAGGGUCAUAUGUUAGCAUGGCAAUAUGAUUUACGAGAUGGAAUAUGCCUGGAUUGAAGUGCCUAGCGGUGUGCGGGAAGGUGCAACUUGCCGUUCUUCUGUCGGGACGCCGUUUGCAUGUGACGCAUCACUUCGGCAGGACACAUCGCAAGAGAUGAGUCUUGAUAACUCAUUCAUUAUCGCCGUCUCUUCAUCACCAGAAUCAGCCGCCUUAGUGCAGUGGUUAGCACGUUUCAUUGUGGCAUACAAUCUGAAGAAACCCCUGUUCGAAUCAGGGAGGCGGCAUUCUUUUUGCUUCUUCGACGGCGACCUUCACAAAAGAAUGAAAAUAGUGGUGCCUGAGCUUCUUGUAGAGGAUUUCCGGUCCUUUCUAUUCAAAUAUCAAGCAAGGUCGUCUCGUAGCAAUCUAAUAUCUACCUGGUAUCUACCAUCAGCACGAUUGUCUAUAUAAAUCAAAAGCU
Molecule: messenger RNA, 2790 nt
Organism: Pseudocercospora fijiensis CIRAD86
Lineage: Eukaryota; Fungi; Ascomycota; Dothideomycetes; Mycosphaerellales; Mycosphaerellaceae
Exons: 2
Coding region: 40-2331 (763 amino acids)
Cellular component (GO): fungal-type vacuole membrane
Molecular function (GO): oligopeptide transmembrane transporter activity
Source: RefSeq, a predicted model, not a curated record